CACGACUCCGGAAGGAUUUCUCCAGGCCGCCGGAUGUGACGUAAGGCCAAGGCGCGCCGGAGGCCACGGAGAAAGCGCCGAGAAGGCGGGCCCCGCCUGAGAUCUGGCAGUCAGUGACAGAGCCGGGCGCCCACUGCCCAAGCGUCAUCAACAGCAUCAUGCCCGCACUCCUGGAGCGCCCCAAGCUUUCCAACGCCAUGGCCAGGGCUCUGCACCGGCACAUCAUGAUGGAGCGGGAGCGCAAGCGGCAGGAGGAGGAAGAGGUGGACAAGAUGAUGGAACAGAAAAUGAAAGAAGAGCAGGAGAGAAGAAAGAAAAAGGAGAUGGAAGAGAGAAUGUCACUAGAAGAGACCAAGGAACAAAUUCUGAAGCUGCAGGAGAAGCUGUCAGCACUGCAGGAGGAGAAGCACCAGCUUUUCUUGCAGCUCAAGAAAGUUUUGCAUGAGGAAGAAAAACGGAGGCGAAAGGAACAGAGUGACCUCACCACUCUGACGUCAGCUGCCUAUCAGCAGAGCCUGACGGUUCACACAGGGACUCACCUCCUCAGCAUGCAGGGGAGUCCCGGAGGACACAACCGCCCAGGCACUCUCAUGGCAGCUGACAGAGCCAAGCAGAUGUUUGGACCCCAAGUGCUUACGACCCGGCACUACGUGGGAUCAGCAGCUGCUUUUGCAGGGACCCCAGAACAUGGACAGUUCCAAGGCAGUCCAGGGGGUGCUUAUGGGACUGCCCAGCCCCCACCUCACUAUGGGCCUACACAACCGGCCUACAGUCCUAGCCAGCAGCUCAGGGCACCCCCGGCCUUCCCUGCAGUGCAGUACCUGCCGCAGCCGCAGCCGCAGCCGCAGCCUUAUGCAGUGCACGGGCACUUCCAGCCCACGCAGACAGGGUUCCUCCAGCCUGGGGGUGCCCUGUCUUUGCAAAAGCAGAUGGAGCACGCCAAUCAGCAGACUAGCUUCUCUGACUCAUCUUCUCUGCGGCCCAUGCACCCCCAAGCUCUGCACGCAGCCCCGGGGCUCCUGGCCUCCCCCCAGAUCCCUGUGCAGAUGCAAGCAGCAGCAAAGGCUUUGCCACUACCAGCCAGCCUGGCCCUCGACUUCCUUUCAUUCAACACAGCCAGAAUCCACGAUUCUACCACAAGUAACCUCCAGCUAACUCCAACGUACCCUCCAUCCUUCAGGGUGGGGGGUUCUUCCUGUGCACCCCAAACCAAUAAAAUAUGCCCACUACCACUGCCCGACUGCUGUGUUUGCUUCCCACUAGCUGCCUAACCCACAGACUGGCCUGGCUGCCAACAGCAGCCUCGUCUCUAUCCUUAAAGCUUCUUUCCACCAGCAAAUAAACAACUGAGU
Messenger RNA from Psammomys obesus (fat sand rat), 1352 nucleotides. RefSeq names its product G protein pathway suppressor 2 (gene Gps2). The record is from RefSeq and is a predicted model, not a curated record. The coding region runs from base 159 to 1271 and encodes 370 amino acids. Gene Ontology annotation, molecular function: transcription coregulator activity. Gene Ontology annotation, cellular component: transcription regulator complex. The transcript is spliced from 11 exons. Lineage: Eukaryota; Metazoa; Chordata; Mammalia; Rodentia; Muridae. Gene Ontology annotation, biological process: regulation of transcription by RNA polymerase II.